AAUACGAACUACACCAGUCACUAAUGUGUGUUCGCUCUUGUAUUUAACACAAAGAAGACGUGGCGACUUACAAUGCAAAAUUCGAUUUCCUUUUCUAUUGAAUCGAUUAUUUCUAGAAGAGAUCCUCCGAAACAAAUAGGGGAAGAAAAUUAUGACAGCCAAGGAAUUUUUAGCCACGGACCACUGAGUGCCAUGCAGAAUUUGGUUGAGCUCACACCGCGGGGCGAUGGGAUUUAUUCGGACAGGACGGUCUCUGUAUUUCAAAUGGAGGAAGAAAAAUUGGACAAACAUUUUCGUAGAGAGAAAGUAGUGGAUCGUUUUGCUUCCUCGCCAACAAGAUACAGUGGUGAGACUCGUCCAAAUUCACCAACUGGAAGUGACGAAGACGAACAAGAAGACCAAAAUUCAGACUCCGAGGGAGGAACCAAAUCAAGACGGAAAAGAACGGCUUUUACAAGCCAACAACUGCUAGAACUUGAACGAGAAUUUCACACCAAAAAGUACCUUUCACUGGAAGAGAGAUCACACAUUGCAAGAACUUUAAAACUCAGCGAGGUUCAAGUGAAAAUUUGGUUUCAGAACAGACGAGCGAAAUGGAAGAGAGUAAGGACUCUUGGUGGACCUCAGGCUCAUGGAAACCGAAAGCUUCACGCUCCUAAACUUGUUGUUCCUAUUCCCAUUCAUGUGAACAGAUAUGGAUCAAAAAAUCAACUCUACAUUUCUUGACAUAUGCAUUUAUUCGUUUAAUAUUCAAAGACGAUGUUGACCCUCAAUCGUGGUCCUAAAGCGGUAUCGAAGCCAUGCUGGCCUCUCCUGGCUCGUUCUACGUUCUACUCAGUUGUUUUCUUGGUGUUCUUAUUUGUGAUUUUUGUACCAUAGUCAUCAUGCGUUCAGUUUGUUUCCUCCGAAUUCUCUUAUUAAGUAGCAAAUAGUAAGCGUCAAAACCAAAGAAUGGCCUCGAGGAUCAACAAGCGAUUUGACUUAAUGCACAUUCAAUUAUCAAAGGAUGAAAACACUGAACACUGUUGUUCCUGUACUGUUAGCUUAGAAUAUCCGAAAAACUCUUUGCUUCCCACUCUCUGAAAGUUCUCUGUAUUUAGCAUGUUUUACAUAUGAAAAAGUUCUUACAUUUUUACUAGAAACGUAAAAACCCGACAGCUAGCUCAGCAGGCUUGACAGUCACGUCAGACAAAAGUGCUGUUUUGUAAAUGAAAACAAGUGGUUUCUUGCUUCAUCCCGGCUGUGUAUUGAUGAUCUGGCUUUUUCGCACCUCAGUCGCCAGUGCGUCUACUUCUUCAGCUCUGGGAACCUUGCGGAAACUUUUGAGGGUGUGAAAAUGGCAGCUUCUAAUAGGCAGUAAUUCUUUUCAAUUUAGAACUAAUCUGUACUUCACACUUGAAGAAACUGAAGCGACGGGGUUCUAACAGGAACUGAAAAACAUCAGCGAAAGAUCACUUAUGAGGAGUGUGUUUAGGAGUGUUCGGUUCUUUAUGUUGUUUUUCAACCCAAGCAGCUGUGCUAGCAAUCUAAAGGAAGGAAAUAUUAUUGAGUGUAUAUAUAUCGAGCUAUUUAAGAGACGAGUAAUGGUUCCUAGACUGAAGGGAAUGCUGCAUAUC
Molecule: messenger RNA, 1616 nt
Organism: Stylophora pistillata
Lineage: Eukaryota; Metazoa; Cnidaria; Anthozoa; Scleractinia; Pocilloporidae
Product: homeobox protein MSH-C
Biological process (GO): regulation of nervous system development; regulation of transcription by RNA polymerase II
Cellular component (GO): nucleus
Molecular function (GO): DNA-binding transcription factor activity, RNA polymerase II-specific; RNA polymerase II transcription regulatory region sequence-specific DNA binding
Source: RefSeq, a predicted model, not a curated record